CAGCCAUCCCUCACUCCAUCCCACCCAUCCAUCACCCCAUCCCAGCCGUGACCCCUCCAUCCCAGCCCUACUCUGUGUUAUCCCCACUGCACCUCUCUCCAUCCCAGCACUGGAUCAUCACCUCUCCGUGCUGGCUCCCAUCGGGAUACAGGCGCUUCCAGCAGCUGGGGUCAUGGAUGAGCCAUUCCCACUCUCCAGCAGGGAUCCUGGUGCCGGCAUAACCUUGGAGAAACCAGGAAAGGGGCGAGACUUUAACAGCCCGUUGGGAAAUCAGCCUCAAGCUGAGGCCAAAGGGGAAAGCAAAGCCAUAACUCACAAUCCCGGGAUGCUGGAUCCCAGCUGCAGCCUCCAGAGGGGGAGAAAAAACCCUGGGAACCAGCUGGAGGAUUCAUGGAGCAUAUGGAAUUUUUCAUGUCCGGCUGGAAAGUGAAGGGAGGAAGGAGGAGGUGGGGAAGUGCAGCAGCUGGUGGCCGGAUGGAGCCGGGGCUGCUGUCCUGGAAUGGUCUGAAAUGGGGAUGGAAUGACUGAAAGGGGACGGAAUUCCACAAACAGUCUUUGGUGGAUGGAGGAGCUGCUCCAGGUGACCACAAGGAUGCUGGAAAUAGAGUUUUCCCUCUCCCAUUCCCUGGAGGAGCUGCUCCAAAUGACCACAAACAUGCUGGAAAUAGUUUUCCCCUUCUCAGCCCUUGGAGGAGCUGCUCCAAGUGACCACAAAGAUUCCAAAAAUAGAGUUUUCCCUUUCUCCAUUCCCUGGAGAUGCUCCAAGUGACCACAAGGAUGCUGGAAAUCAAGUUUUUCCUUUCCCAAUCCCUGGAGGAGCUGCUCCAAGUGACCACAAAGAUUCCAAAAAUUGAGUUUUCCUUUUCUUGAUUCCCUGGAGGAGCUGCUCCAAGUGACCACAGAGAUGCUGGAAAUAGUUUUCCCUUUCCCAAUCCUUGGAGGAGCUGCUCCAAGUGACCACAAAGAUUCCAAAAAUAGUUUUCCCUUUCUCCAUUCCCUGGAGGAGCUGCUCCAAGUGACCACAGAGAUUCCAAAAAUAAAGUUUUCCCUUUCUCCAUUCCCUGGAGAUGCUCCAAGUGACCACAGAGAUGCUGGAAAUCGAGUUUUCCCUUUCCCAGUCCUUGGAGAAGAUGUUCCAAGUGACCACAAACAUGAUGAAAAUACAGUUUUCCUUUUCCCAUUCCCUGGAGAUGCUCCAGGUGACCACAAGGAGGCUGGAAAUUGCGUUUUCCCUUUCUCCAUUCCCAGGAGGCGCUGCUCCAAGCGACCACAAGGAUGCCAGGGAUGGUUUUCCCUUUUUAAUUCCUGUGUACAGACACAGCCAUCCCGGAUUAUUUCUGGAGGCUGGAUGAGGCUCUCCCAGCUCCAGGGCAGCAUCCAAUCCCUACAUCCACCCCUAGCCAGGAUUUCCUGGAAUCACGGGAUGGUUUGGGUUGGAAGGGACCAUAAAGCCCAUCCAGUUCCAGCCGUGGGCAGAGAUACCUUCUGCUAUCCCAGGUUCCUCCAGCCUGGCCUCGGACACUUCCAGGGACGUUCCCGGCGGUUUCCCGGUGUCCCGGUUGCGAUUCCGUGUGUUUUCCAUCCCUCUCCAGCGCGAUGCAGCCGCCCCAAGGCCGUGGCCAACGCCCACAUCGAGGUGGGGAACAACACGGGGCUCCACGCCCUGCUGCGCUAUUCCUGCGACCCGGGAUACAAGCGGAAAGCCGGGACUUCCAACCUCAUCCAGUGCGUCCUCCGGGAUGGAUCCGCCCGGCCCGGCUGGACCGACCCCACGCUCCAGUGCAUCCGAGACCCGGCGGCUCCUCCUCCACAAACCCCCGUCCCCGCGAUCCCGACGGAGCCGAACAUGGAGAGCACCACCUGGAGGGGAACCAGCCCCACUUCCAGCCCUUCUCCGGCGGGAAAGCCCGGAGCUGACGGGACACGCCCGGAGACAUCCACACCGGGAGAGGGGACAACCCCGCUGCCCAACGCCCCCUCGGACAAUGCCACAGCUUCCAGCCAGACCUUGGCCUAUUCCAUUGGGUUCCCGGCGCUCCUGGUCACCGGAAUCGUGGCCUCCUUCUGCUGCUGCUGGAGGAGGAAAACGCGCCCACGGCAGGGCUACGACGUGACACCCGGGGACAUUCCCAUGGUGGCUCCGGCCCCCAGGAAUGAGGAGGUGACACCCGGGGACAUUCCCAUGGCGGCUCCGGCCCCCAGGAAUGAGGAGGUGGCAUCCCCCGGGAUCGUUCCCACGGGAUGA
Messenger RNA from Pipra filicauda (Wire-tailed manakin), 2245 nucleotides. It is a transcript of the gene IL15RA, whose product is annotated as interleukin 15 receptor subunit alpha. NCBI's taxonomy places the organism in Eukaryota, Metazoa, Chordata, Aves, Passeriformes, Pipridae. Gene Ontology annotation, biological process: interleukin-15-mediated signaling pathway. The record is from RefSeq and is a predicted model, not a curated record. Gene Ontology annotation, cellular component: plasma membrane. The transcript is spliced from 6 exons. Bases 905 to 2245 code for a protein of 446 amino acids. Gene Ontology annotation, molecular function: interleukin-15 receptor activity.